Salvelinus namaycush (lake trout) is the source of this 1582-nucleotide messenger RNA. RefSeq names its product DnaJ heat shock protein family (Hsp40) member B12a (gene dnajb12a). The coding region runs from base 48 to 1151 and encodes 367 amino acids. Gene Ontology annotation, molecular function: Hsp70 protein binding. The transcript is spliced from 9 exons. Gene Ontology annotation, biological process: cellular response to misfolded protein. Gene Ontology annotation, cellular component: endoplasmic reticulum membrane. Lineage: Eukaryota; Metazoa; Chordata; Actinopteri; Salmoniformes; Salmonidae. The record is from RefSeq and is a predicted model, not a curated record.
CAUAGAGCGACCAGCUGGCGAGUAAACAGACUAGUUCCGCUGUCGCGAUGGAAUCAAACAAGGACGAAGCUGAACGGUGUAUAAAGAUUUCUAUAAGUGCGCUCAGUAAUAACCAACCAGACAAAGCUAAGAGGUUUCUAGAAAAGGCACAGCGUUUGUUUCCAACCGAUCAGGCCAAAAGUUUACUAGAGUCCAUCGAACAGAAUAGGAAACCACCGGAUGAAGAAGAGAGGCCUAUGAAUGGGGAUGGUUCUGGAGUGAGACAACGUAGCCAUGGAGACGAAGCCACAGACUCAGCCAAACCAUACACAUCAGAUCAGCUGGAUGCUGUUAAAAAAAUAAAGAGUUGUAAAGACUACUAUGAGAUUCUGGGAGUUGAAAAGGACGCCGGGGAGGAGGACCUGAAGAAGUCCUACAGGAAACUGGCCCUGAAAUUCCACCCUGAUAAAAACCAUGCUCCAGGAGCCACAGAGGCAUUUAAAGCCAUUGGCAAUGCAUACGCUGUACUCAGUAACACAGAGAAGCGGAGCCAGUAUGACCAGUAUGGUGAGGAGAGAGCUCACCCUACGAGACAACAGCACAGGCACCAGCGCCAUGACUUCGAAGCCGACAUCUCGCCCGAGGACCUCUUCAACAUGUUCUUUGGAGGAGGUUUCCCAUCACGUAAUGUACAUGUUUACAGAAACGGGGGAAUGCACUUUGGCCAUCAGCAUAGAGCAGGACCAGAGAGGCGAGAACAGCGGGAUGGAGGUUUUGCCCUGUUUGUCCAGCUGAUGCCCAUCCUCAUCCUAAUCUUCGUCUCCGCCCUCAGCCAGAUGAUGGUGACCCCUCCCCCCUACAGCCUUAGCCACCGCUCAGGUGCGGGCCACAUCAACCGGAGGCAGACACAGACCCUGAAGGUGUCUUACUACGUAGGAGCUAGCUUCACCAAGGAGUACUCUGGAAAAGACCUAAGGAAUGUGGAGAGGAGCGUGGAGGAAGACUACAUCUCCAACCUCCGGAACAACUGCUGGAAGGAGAAGCAACAGAAGGAAGGCUUGCUGUACCGUGCUCGUUAUUUCGGAGACUCUGACUUGUACCAAAGGGCUCAGCGGAUGGGUACGCCUAGCUGCUCACGACUGUCGGAGAUUCAGAUCAUGCUACAUGGAUAAGAACCCACAAACAAACAGAAUGAUUAUUUGGUACUUGAAUCGAAUGAGAAGAAAUCAAUAUACAACGCCCUAUUCAAGCCCACACAAAAAUUGGAGCAGCAAUUUGAGAGAAACUGCCUUAGAUCCAUAUGGUGGGUUGCAGACAGAUAAGGCCUGUCGGGGGGACCCCUCUCUGCACACUCCUGUGGUCAGUCUUAACUUCCUAUAGAACUGUGAAACAGACGGACAAGGUGAUAGCUGGUUUAAAUACAAAAACACUUCAAGGCUGGCAGAACUAGACGGGUGUCAAGUUUUUUUGAAAACGAGAGAUUAAAUUUAUUUUUGAAUGGUGCAUUGCCUUCAGAAAGUAUUAACACCCCUUGACUUUUCCACAUUUUGUUGUGUUACAGCCUGAAUUAAAAAUGUGUUAAAUAUUGAGUCAAUAAGUAUUC